AUGCCAAUUUCAGUUCCUAUUCUCAUACCAUCACCUAUGCCAACUGAAAACCAAAGAGAAUCAGAUUCAGUUACUGAAUUCUACGCUGAAGAGGAAGCAUCUACCAGCUGCCUCUACCAGCAAAGAACACAGACCUCGAAUCCACAACAGUUGCCACAAGGAAGCAGAAGAGAACUCAAGCAGAAGCUGCAACCGAAAAAUUAUCACCGUGGCUACAAGAAAUAUGCGACUGACAAAGGCAUGCAGUUAAAGUAUCAACAAAACCAGCCAAAAGUGGCCAGCAGAAGGAAAUGCAAGGUCUCAAAGCAGCACCAAGUCUUUAUCCGAAGCUAG
This is a messenger RNA of Oldenlandia corymbosa var. corymbosa, 333 nucleotides long. Lineage: Eukaryota; Viridiplantae; Streptophyta; Magnoliopsida; Gentianales; Rubiaceae. The record is from the annotation of a GenBank genome assembly.